AGUAAGGAGAAGCAACGGAGUUUGGAGUGCGCGUGCAGGAAGAAGUUCGUGCUUGUUUGAUUUCAAACGGAAUUGCACAUUUUUGUGGCUUUUUUGGGGGGGUGCUUGCAUCUCCCUCUUGUCAUUUACAUUGGACACUGAGGAACAUUGAAGUGUAAAUGACACAUCCACAAUGGAUACCAUCUCCUGGUCUGAGGGUACACCGAGCCAAGCUUUUGGGUUGCAGGCCUCAAACUCCACCAUGCAAAAUGACACGAGAUACCAGUGUUUUAUGCCUGGGGAACAGAUUAAUGGAAACCAAAACAUGUAUGGUAGUCAUACCCAACUGACGCAGCACGCAGACUACCAUAGUGCACAUUAUACCUCACACAGUGGACAAACUGCCAAUGGGAAUUAUUGGAAUGACAAAGCUACGGACUUAAACUCUGUUCGAAACCGCGAUGGCUUUGCUGCACAUAGGAGUGGCAGCGGAUUUUCUGAACCAGUACCUCAGCUGCCGUUGAGAAACCAGACUUUGAUGAAUGGAAAUGGCAGUUGCAUUGCCCAAUCGAGACCAUACCUACCGCAGUCCCACUAUGCUCCACAUCAAAACCCUUUGAAAACCGAUGUUCCUCAGACUGUGAUGGCGAAUAGAACAAACACACACCUGGCACCUUCAGCCAUAGGGGGUAUUCCACAUACCCAGGAGACGUUGCAGUUCUCGAGAGUUGGUAGUGGGGCCCCGCCCUCUGGCACACAGGCUCAUGGAGACGACUUGACGGCCAUCGAACAUAUAAACAGAAUUACAAACUUUUUGAUGGGGGAGAGUGUUAACCCCUCUGCAAAUGUUUACAGUUCACUGGAAGGGAACCCAAACCAUCAUUACUUGCAGGCAACGGUGGGCAUGGGACAGGGUGUGAUGAGUAGGGCUGAUGGCACAGUGAAAAAGAGCAACAGAAAAAGCAUGAAAGGCUCCAAUGGCGCAGUAGCCCCUCCCACCGGAGAGAUUACAAGCUUGGAGAAUGUUCUGGUGGACAGGGGGAAAGGCAUAAGGGAGAACCUUCCUUCUGCUAUUUUUUCUUCUGUGGGUCAACAUGCCAAUCCCAGUUAUUUACAAGGACUGUUAAGCAGGAGUCGGGGGUCUGUCGCCAGGACCCCAGCUGGUACUGCAUGUCCUCCCUCUGGCCAGAGCAGCUGUUGGUCUGCAGGCCCAGGUGUAAAUGCUGUUAAAGGAACAGGCAGUGGGAGUGGCACAGGUUCCAAGGAAAGGACAAAUAACAUUCAGCCCAGGAGCUGUGCUGCUGGCAACUAUUUUAGCAAAGUUAACCCGUCUUAUUACAGUGUCAACAGGGACAAAAGCGUCAGCCAGGUUGGUGCACUUGGAAGUGGGUCUGGAAAUUCCUUGCCUGUGCAAAAUGCGAUGGAACGGCAACCUUCCUCCCACUUUCCAAGCAGUACUGCUGCUGGUAACUUUUCUGCACAUUCCCGAUGUACGGAAGGACAGAGCCGCCACUUCCCUCCAACCGAUCACCAACUGCCUGGGGCACAGAACCCAAUGAGGGUACAGGAGGCGCAAAGUCGUACUCAAAGUUAUAAUGGAAAAGAGCAGCAAUUCUUCAUUCCCAAGACCUUAAACGGAGGUGUGGCUGCCGCAACACGGCACGUUGGACCCGCUCAAAUUGCGAAACCUGCUCCAAACCAAAUUCCUCAGUCAAAUUUUGAAAGUCAAAAUGGACACCCUCAUGCUUUGGGCAGUGGUUACAGAUUCACUUCAGCUUUACCAGAUGAAGCUACGCAGCCGCACAGACUGAUGCCGGACAAUCAGCCUUCUGGUAACCCCCCACCGUAUCCCAAAACACAAAGGUAUUUUGUCACUGUAACACAGGACAGGCCAGGGACAGGAUUCACAGCCAAAAAUGUGAUCUUCAUGACUGAUAACCACGCGUGUGCCUUGAGCGAACGGCUGCAAUUGACUUCCAAAGAAGGACCCGCAAAAUUGGACUCUGGAGUUGCAUAUGGAGAGCUCUCUGGCAGCAGCGAUCCAAAGAAUUGUGAAACCCAGCUUUUGACCGCUAUCACGAGAGCAGAGUCUGUUUUCAGCAUGCCCAAACCAACAAAUCAGCAGAAGGGUACCGGGUCGUCGGGCCAAAGAGCGGUGGCAGUUGUUCCGCCGAUAUCUCAGCAGUCCUCAAACUCUGCAGAUGUGGGGAGUGGCAUCAUCAAUACCAAUGAAGGACUGCCAUUUAAAAUAAAGAAUGUGUGGUCCCUUGCUGAAGAAGAAUAUGCAACCCAACAAAAAAUUGAUAGUGCUGUUUCUGUGACUGUGUCGCACGGCACAGGAUCAGAUGAGAAUUUAAAACAGAAUAUCUUUACAUCUGUCCCUGCAACACACGUUGAUUCAUCAUCACCUUCAGAACAGGCUUCAUCCCCUCUUCAACAGACUGCACAAGCCCCAGAUUUAGUUAGCCCAUCGAUAUACACUACAGACGCUUUGGCUGUUGCAGAAAAGGACAUCGAAAAAUCAAACCCACCUGACCUUCAACCUAAAACACCUGAAGUUGCUCACCAGACUGAAAAAAUAAGUAGUUUUAAUGUUAAUAAUUCUGAAACCCUGCCUAGUUUGAGUGUUAUUGAAAGUGGUGAUCAAAAUGGAGAAUCAAAGGAAAAUACUUUUGAUUUAUCUUCAGUGCCUGUGUUUAAGUGGACAAUUUCUAAACUGUAUAAGCUGAUGUCAUUACUUGAAUGGAGGCAAGGGCCCCUUCAGGUGGAGAUGGACCUUGAAAAGCUCCAUGGUAUUUAUGGGAGUUGUAGUUACCCAGACGUUUCUGAUGUUUUUAGUUCAGAUCUCUAUAUGUCAAUAAUGAAUGAGGCUUCUAGUAUAUCCCCCGAAUAUAAACAUGCUGUCAUUUUUUCACAAGUUAAGAAAUCGUACCAUAAGGCAGUGAGAGAGAACUGCCAUAUAGUAACACAUGAUGCCACUUUCUCUGAGGAUGUAGUCUACAAGUCUUCAUGGUUGAACCUCAACGAGCAGCUUGAUGACAUAGAUAAAGAACAUGGACUCCCAUUACACCUGAGGUUAAGACGGCACACACUUGAGGAAAAGUGUGAGGACAAGGAAGUGAAUGAAUCUGACAGUGGCAACCUACCACCAGUACUGACCAAGGCAGAGUUGCCAGCAUCCUCCGAACAUGUCAGUCACUCCAAAGAUCCACUUUCCACUAUCAAGAUCAAUGUGCUUCCAUCUGAAGUGGAAGUGAAUGAAACUGAAAAUGGCAACCUGCCUGAAGCUCCUAUCGCACAAGAGGCUGAGGAAAGGCUUGUGUCACAACCGCCAACACAAACCGAGUUGCCGGCACCUGAAGAAGAAGGCAGUGUCAGUGACUUCACAGAUCCACUGUCCUGCAUAGAGAUCAACGUGCUUUCAGGUGAGGAAGCAAGAAGGUUUUUCAACGAAAUCACAGAGGAGGCAGAGGACCUGCAGAGUGAGCUCCCAAAACCAGACUCAAAGGAAAAGGAGACCCAAAUGGACGCUGAGUCGCCUGAACGGCCAGUAAAAGAGGGGGAAAAGAGCCAGAUGGAAGUCUACUGCUGUCUUGCGCGCUGGCUCUGUGUGAUGACGGGCUAUGGAAACAAAUCUGUCUGCUCAUGCCAGAGGGAGGACGAAUCCAAUCAGGAGAAAAGGGAGUCGGGUGCAAGUAAAAACAACAACGGUGUGGUGCCAGCUCCAAGCCCACCGGGAAGAGGCCCUGUGGGGACUGCCCAAUCGGAGCACAGCACUGGAACUGCCGACUCGUGCGGGGAAAAGAAUGCGAAGGGUGCACCUGAUAAAUGUGCAGUGCCUGAGCACAAAUCAGUGGUGAGCCCAGGGCGAGAGGACUCCCUGUGUAGAGCCACAGGGGGAAACGGAGGGCCUCCUUCAGUGCAAAAAGUGGAGAUGAGAAGGAAGACCCCUUCUGACCAAUCAGGAGUAGAAAACCAGGCUCAUCCUGAAACCGCUCCCACCAGCGCUCUCAGCGGUUCAAAUGUCACGGAAGUGAAAAUCCAGGCCCUCCAUUCAUCUUACAACAAAGCCCUCAAAGCUUCUUCAGUGGUGGCACCAUUGUGGACUCCACCACCACCACAGGCAAAAGUGGAUGGACAUGCUAUUAGCUCUAGGUCCAGAGGAACCAGAAAAGCUUCAUUAGGGUGUAAUGAAGUGGGGGCUAAAUGUGGAACAUUCGGCCAACAGGUUGGAUCCCCAGAUGCAAAAGGCCUCAACAGGAGAGUGCAUGUUCACAAACGUCAAACGUCCAGUGAGAACCACAACCGCAAGGAUGACAACGUGGCUAAGAGGGAAAGCAAACGCAGAAAACGGAAAUGGGAAAUCUCAAAUCCCAGAUCUUCUGCCCUUGAUCGCUCGGCCAGUAACCUUGAGGAAAGGAACAAGAAAAAGAAAAAAAGAAAAACGUCUCACCCUCAAGCUAUCCCUGAGAUUAAAACGACUGUGGUGGAACAUAAAAGCAGGACAUCUCGGCAGGAAAAACGCAAAGGAGAUCUCCAUUCAGAAUCCCUCGGACCAACGGUUCCUAAAAGAGCUAAGAGCGAACGCCCAAGAAAUGGUCCAGCAAACAGUAGUGAAAAGGGAAAAAUGCCAAGAAACGCAAAUGUGCUUCUGGUAUUAAGUAAACGGCAGGAGAAAGCUAGUAGUGUAAGUCUUGCAUUGUAUGGAUCCUCUCCCCAGAAAAGAACUGGGACGCUGCAUUCGCAGGGACGGGUGGACAGCAAGCCAGUUAAAAUAAAAUCAAGCGCUGGGACAACACCACGCCCGCCAGCAACCGUUAGCUUUGGUGUUCCUUCCGAGAAGACCGAUCCAUUUCAACACUGUCCUCCUGUCAAAAGUCUUGCAAAGCAGCAAGUCUUUGCCAAGUGGAAGAGCAGCUUGGUGCCAGCAAAAGAUGGCCGCCAGACAAAGCCUCACAGUUCUAAGAAUGGCAAAAACGGAGCGAAAAUUCCACGCGUUACUCCGACCACGCAUCCGAAUAAUCCAAAGCCUCCCACAAGCCAGACCAGUGCUCCUUUAUUAUCUCAACCAUUGGUUACACCAAUUAAACUCAAAGCAGUGACUGUUUGCCCAAAAAAGAGCAAGAACAGAAAGAGCUCCACAUUUAAAUCCACAGAGAAUGAACUCUACUCAAAGCCCGUUGACCACACUGCAUCUAAAAUCACCUCUACUACCAAAAGAAGAGUUACCACAGAAGGAAGGCAAUGUAAUUCGACCGCACGGCCACUGUUCCCACUGAAAGUUAGGCUGGAGAGGAUUAAGCCCAAGAAAGUAGAACGGAGACGGUCCACUGUACCCGAUACCCAAAUGAAGAGUAAAUUUGAACUUGGGAACCCUGCCCUGAUUGCACUGCAACAAGACGGCAUGUUAGAAUUCAAGCUGCUUCCCGAGUCCUUCAACUUCAAAGACGGUCAAGAUCACAGGGAGCCUGUGAAACCGAAAGAAGUGAAGAGGACAGCGAGUGCUAAAAUUGGCCGUCAGCAAUCAGAAAGCCUGAAGAUGAGCACAUGGAAACGCCAAGAUUCCUGGUCAAAGAGUUCAAAAGACCUGACGUCUACUGAAGUAAGGUCUCCUGGUGCAGAAACUACACAUUCGGGCACCACCUUUCAGACGUAUAAGAAGAUGUACAUGGCAAAGGGCAAGAUAUAGGUUUUUUUUCCCAGAAUGCACUUCAUGGAAAAUGAAAAAAUGGAAGGUUAUGAGUCCUGCAUAACCUUCAUGUUGUUUCCUGUGGAAACGGUCUGCUACCGUGCUUAUUCCUGACCUUCUCCUCAGUUGAGAGAGGGGGGGUAAUAAAAGUGUAUGACUUAAAUACUUUGGUUAGUAUUUAAUUAAAUAUUUUUUUUAUAUAUCCAUUUGGACACAUUUUUAUCAUUCAUAAAGGCGCAUCUCUCUGUCAUCCUUGGGGAAAUUUGAGAGAAGAACUGCUUCAUUUUUCUGACGUCUGCUUUGGGAGGCGGAUUUAUUUUCCUCCCAUCUCUCCACUCUACUGACUGUAAUCUGGAAAUAAUUCUGAGCACCCAGGAUGUGCCGUUUCCUGACCUUCCAGACAACAAAGGACAACUGAACCUCACACAGACCGACCAGAGCAGCAUCACUUUUAAAGCAUUAAAUUCCCUGGCAUACGUGACCAUGAGGACUGCUUGAGCGCAUUUUCUGUUGUGAAUCCCAAGUGAAGUGUUACCCAGGACUUGAUGUUUACACAGCCAAAAAUGUUUGCCUUAGUUGAUGGUUGAAAACUGGGAGAAUAAGCAUGCCUUACAGCAAUGGGAAAAAUUGCCAAACGCAUAACUGCAGAAAUGGUGCUUUGAACCACUGAAAGUACACUACGUAGUUUUUUUAUGCGAUUCUGUGGUAAAGGAAAAAGGAUAAAAUGGCGGCUUUAAUUUCACACCAAUUUAGAGGCUUGCCGUUCCCCACGUUUAGGAUGACCAGACAUAACGCACGAGUGUUAAAACUGACAAGAUGUAGAAACAUUUGUUUUCCUCAAAAUGGCAGCUUAUGUUAUAAUACGAUAUAUUGAAUACAAAAGUGUUACAUUUAGUUUUGUACUGUAUUUUCUAGUUUUACACAAAAAAGCAGCUUCCCACAAUCUGCUAUGCAACAGUAUAUUUUUACCUGUACAACAUUGCAUCUGUUUCUUGUAACCAGAUUUUUCCCCAUUGAUUUACCUUUCUUUUUAUUUUUUAUUACUUUUCAAAUUGUAAGGCAUUUCUCCCUGAUACCAUACAGUGUUUACAAAUAAAAAGUGGUCUGGUACCUAGAUCAA
This is a messenger RNA of Anguilla anguilla (European eel), 6788 nucleotides long. RefSeq lists its product as uncharacterized. The record is from RefSeq and is a predicted model, not a curated record. The coding region runs from base 173 to 5668 and encodes 1831 amino acids. Lineage: Eukaryota; Metazoa; Chordata; Actinopteri; Anguilliformes; Anguillidae. The transcript is spliced from 4 exons.